Molecule: messenger RNA, 1615 nt
Organism: Lacerta agilis (Sand lizard)
Lineage: Eukaryota; Metazoa; Chordata; Lepidosauria; Squamata; Lacertidae
Product: dnaJ homolog subfamily C member 3-like
Exons: 12
Coding region: 19-1575 (518 amino acids)
Biological process (GO): protein folding in endoplasmic reticulum
Cellular component (GO): endoplasmic reticulum
Molecular function (GO): protein-folding chaperone binding; misfolded protein binding
Source: RefSeq, a predicted model, not a curated record
UGGGUCCGGAGCUGGGACAUGGAGUCCGGGCAGCAGCCGGUGUGGCGCGGCCUGGGGCUGCUCAGCAGAGGCGGGGACAACCCCGGGCUGGGCCCUGGGGGCUGCGAGAGGCGGCUGCUGUGGGUCGCGUCCUUGCUGUGCGUUUUGCUGGAUCUGCAGUUGCCAGGUUUGCUGGCUGCUGGGCAAGCUGAGAUAGAAAACCACCUGGAAAUGGGGCGGAAGCUAUUGGCCGCUGGGCAGCUGGCUGAGGCGCUAUCACACUACCACUCUGCAGUGGAAAGUGAUCCCAAAAACUACCUUACCUACUACAAACGGGCAACUAUCUACUUGGCCAUGGGCAAGUUCAAAUCGGCGCUCCCUGACCUCUCAAAGGCUAUUGAGCUCAAGCCGGAUUUCAUGGCUGCCCGAUUACAGCGAGGCAACAUCCUCCUGAAACAAGGCAGCACGCAGGAGGCCAAGCAGGACUUUGAAGCUGUGCUCCAAAGUAAUCCGGACAACACAGAGGCCCAAAGGCAGCUUGCGCGUGUCUCUGAGCUAGAAUUUUCCAUGCAAGAAGCCCGUACUGCCUUUCAGAGGAAGAACUACCUGGGAGCAAUCAGUAUUUUGGAUCAAGCAAUUGAGAUCUCCCCCUGGGACCCAGAAGCAAAAGAGCUGCGUGCUGAGUGCUACCUGUACCUUGGCGACUACAACAAGGCCAUCAUGGACCUGAAACCCACCACCAAGCUGCGUAACGAUAACAGGGCGGCCUUCCUGAAGCUCAGCAAACUCUAUUACAACUUGGGGGAGCACGAGGAUUCCUUAAACCAAGUGCGGGAGUGCUUGAAGCUGGAUCAGGACGACAAGGACUGCUUCUCCCACUACAAGCAAGUGAAGAAGCUCGCCAAGCAGCUGGAGUCGGCCGAGGAGCACAUCAGAUCUCAGAGGUACGAAGAUGCCAUUGAGAAGUAUAAAGCAGCCAUGAAAACCGAGCCCAACGUGGAGAUCUAUACCAGUAAGGCAAAAGAACGGAUCUGCCACUGUUUAUCCAAGAGCAAACAGCCUCAUGAAGCUAUAGACAUCUGCACAGAAGCCCACCAACUCGACCCCAGGAACAUCUUCAUCUUGCGUGACAGAGCUGAAGCCUAUAUCCUGAAUGAGGAGUUUGAGAAAGCCGUUGAAGACUAUCAAGAGGCCAAAGAGUUUGAUGGUGAAAACGAGGAAGUAAAAGAAGGGUUGGAGAGGGCGCAGAAACUGCUGAAGCAAUCGAAGAAACGGGACUAUUACAAAAUCCUUGGGAUCCGGAGGAGUGCAAAUAAGCAGGAAAUCAUCAAAGCCUACCGGAAGCUAGCUCAGCAAUGGCACCCUGACAAUUUCCAGUCUGAAGAUGAGAAAAAGGAGGCUGAGAAGAAGUUCAUUGACAUUGCAGCUGCUAAAGAGGUCCUGACAGAUCCAGAAAUGCGGCAGAAGUUUGACUCCGGCGAGGACCCCCUGGACCCAGAGAACCAGCAGGGAGGGGCAGGACACCAGCACCAGUGGCCCUUCGAAUUCAACCCUUUUGGUUCUGGGAACUUCCACUUCAAAUUCCACUUCAAUUAACUCGGAACCGAGCCUGGAACAGGAAGGCCAAAAAAAAAAA